Cavia porcellus (domestic guinea pig) is the source of this 1498-nucleotide messenger RNA. Its product is annotated as complement C1q and tumor necrosis factor-related protein 9A. NCBI's taxonomy places the organism in Eukaryota, Metazoa, Chordata, Mammalia, Rodentia, Caviidae. The transcript has 4 exons. The coding region runs from base 370 to 1371 and encodes 333 amino acids. Gene Ontology annotation, molecular function: protein binding. The record is from RefSeq and is a predicted model, not a curated record.
AAGACUACAGGAGGGCGGUGGAAUCUUCUAGAAGAGUUGGGAGAUGAACUAAGGAUGUCAUCACUACAAGGUGGAAAAGCCAAGGUGAAAUGUGUGAAGGGUGUGUGGUCAAAGAGAAAGACAGACAACAGCAUUACAGGAUUCAGCAUGAACUAGGCAACACCAGAGCCAUGCAGCAGCAACACAGUGAUGUCAGAGAAGAGCCCUUCUGCCUGAUGGGCUUCAUGGGGAACCCAGGAUCCUGGGAGGCAGAGCCCACAGUUAGCCACACCAAGCAGGAUUGGACUUGGGACCACAUUGUCUCCAUCUAGCUGGAAUUGUGUGACAAGUUGCAGAGGCCCCAGAAAGUUGAGACUCGGACAUCUGACCAUGAGGACCUGGUGGCUGCUGCUUGCCCUGGGAGUCUGCACAGGGGCCAUGAGCUCCCAAGACACAUGCAGGCAAGGCCACUCUGGCAUUCCCGGGAAUCCCGGCCACAACGGUCUGCCCGGAAGAGAUGGACGUGAUGGAGCAAAGGGGGACAAAGGGGACGCAGGAGAACCAGGCCGUCCCGGAGGCCCAGGGAAGGAUGGCAUGAGUGGUGAGAAGGGAGAACGAGGGGCAGAUGGAAAAGUCGAAGCUAAAGGCAUCAAAGGUGACCCCGGCUCCAGAGGACCCCCAGGCAAACAUGGGCCAAAGGGAUCUGUGGGUCCCACAGGAGAGCGAGGGCUCCAAGGCGAGAUGGGCCCUCAAGGGCAGAAGGGGGACAAAGGUGACGUGGGCUCCCCAGGCCCCCGAGGUCUGACAGGCAGCACCGGACCUUUGGGCCCCACUGGCUUAACUGGCCCCAUGGGCCCCAUCGGCAAGCCAGGUCCCAAGGGAGAAGCAGGACCCAUAGGACCCCAGGGUGAGCCCGGGGUCCGAGGAAUAAGAGGCUGGAAAGGGGAUCGAGGAGAAAAAGGCAAAAUUGGUGAAAGUCCUGUUUUGCCAAAAAGCGCUUUCACGGUGGGGCUGACCGUGCUGAACAAGUUCCCUGCCUCGGACGCACCCAUUAAAUUCGACAAGAUCUUGUACAAUGAGUUCAACCACUACGACGUGGCCACGGGGAAGUUCACGUGCCACAUCGCCGGCACCUACUACUUCACCUACCACGUCACAGUCUUCUCCAGGAACGUGCAGGUCGCUUUGGUCAAAAAUGGGGUAAAAGUACUGCACACCAAGGAUGGGUACAUGAGCUCCGAGGACCAGGCCUCUGGCGGGACCGUCCUGCCGCUGAAGCUGGGGGACGAGGUGUGGCUGCAGGUGACAGGAGGAGAGAGGUUCAACGGCCUGUUUGCGGAUGAGGACGAUGACACCACGUUCACGGGCUUCCUGCUGUUCAGCAGCCCCUGAGCGAGGAGUCAACUGUAUUCCUCCUUCCAAGGACCGAGAUGAGCCGAAGAGAGUGCGCAUGCGCAGCUUCUCCUGAACUCGGUUCCCUGUAACUUGAAUCGUUCCAACAAUACAUUGUUAAAUAUUU